ACCACAUACCAGGGCUAUUAAGUAACAUUGGUUCAAAAUAAUGGCGUGGCAUUUGCUGGAAAAGAUAGUAGAACAUUCUGCUGCUCAUUCCACAUUAUUAGGAAAAUGGUGGAUCGCAUUCAUGUUUGUAUUUCGUAUAAUAGUUGUCGCGAGCAUUGGGGAUGCUGUAUAUUCUGAUGAACAAGACGAGUUUGUUUGCAAUACAAGACAACCAGGGUGCAAGCAGAUUUGCUACAACUUAUUUGCUCCGAUAUCUCACAUUCGGUUUUGGGCUUUCCAAAUUCUUGGUACCGGUCUUCCAAGCGUGAUCUUUAUCAUUUUUGCGACUCACAAACUUGCGGUACUCCCAAACAAGCCACAUGGGAAGGACAGCCAUAAUGAGGUGUCGACACAAACUUCACCCAAACAUACAACAGCAACGCGACUUAGAAAACGACAGUUAAGUUCCAAACAUUCGCGAAGUUCAAAUUGUUCCAAGCCAAGCUCAUCACAAGAUGAAGCUGUUUUCUCUGAUGCGACAGCACCCCCUCCACCGGAAUAUGACGGGGUUUGCAGAGAGAAAAAGUUGAGACGAACAAAGCAGUUGGUUCUCAGAGCUUAUAUCUUGAACGUAAUAACUCGUUGCAUUAUUGAGGGUGGGUUCUUGUAUUUACAGUAUUAUCUUUAUAAUUGGACGGUCCCGGAGUUCUUCGAAUGCAUCCGAUAUCCCUGCCCCAAAAUCGUGGAGUGCUACAUAUCGAGACCAAUGGAAAAGACCGUCUUUCUUUACUUUAUGUUUGCGGUGUCAGCGCUGUGUAUUGUCAUAAACAUCAUUGAGAUUCAUUACCUGGGGUGGAAGAGAUUAAAGCGAGCAUUAUUCCGCAAACAAACACAGCACGUGCCGCCUGCUCAAAUCAUUGGAGCAUUUCCUGUUGAAAUUGACUUUCCACCGAAGCGUGACCGCCGUUUCAGAGAAAACAGAGAGCCCCCAACCAGACCUUCAAUGGGUCGGAUCAUUCACCGACGACCCGAAGCGGCACCACCAGGGUAUUAUAUACCUGACGUCGACCCACCUUCAGAGAAAUACCGCUCUCCCGCAAACGGAUUCCCACCAAUAAGAAUGCGGGCUGCGAGCUUUACUACGUCAGAGAGUGACGUCACAACCGAUGCAACAAUGUCGUCAAUGGGAAGUGUUCGAAAUGUUAUGGAGGAAAACGUUCGGGUAUAUUUGUGAAUUCUAAAAUCUUUUUCAUCUUAAUUUAACCAAUUCUGGCAUAAAAUUUAUUAGUAAAAACUUGUCGAAUACGAAGACGUAUUACAGUGUACAAACGAUGGUCAGUGUAUUUUUAUAUCAUUUUUUUUCUACCUAAAUAGUAGCUUUUUUGCAUGUGAUAUUAUGUUCCAACAUUGUGCAUAAUAUUCUUAAAGCUGCUUGCAAAAUAUAUUCGCUUUUUGCAGUACUUGCUACUAUAGAGCUGUUGUACAGUGCACUAUAGCUUUUCUAUAAAAAAAAAACAAAAAAAAAACACAACAC
Ciona intestinalis (vase tunicate) is the source of this 1513-nucleotide messenger RNA. RefSeq names its product gap junction delta-2 protein-like. Gene Ontology annotation, biological process: cell-cell signaling. The record is from RefSeq and is a predicted model, not a curated record. Gene Ontology annotation, cellular component: connexin complex. Gene Ontology annotation, molecular function: gap junction channel activity. Lineage: Eukaryota; Metazoa; Chordata; Ascidiacea; Phlebobranchia; Cionidae.